Molecule: messenger RNA, 390 nt
Organism: Acanthamoeba castellanii str. Neff
Lineage: Eukaryota; Discosea; Longamoebia; Acanthamoebidae
Exons: 2
Coding region: 1-390 (129 amino acids)
Source: RefSeq, a predicted model, not a curated record
AUGGCCAUGGCCAUGAACCCCGCCCAGCUCGCCUACGGCUACCUCGCCCAGCAGCAGCAGCAGCAGCAACAACAGCAGCAGCCGUACCAGCACGCCGGCGGCUACGGCGUUCAGGCGGCCGGCAUGCCUCCCCAGCAGCAGGCCUACAACACUCAGCCGUUCGACUAUGCGCAGCAGCAGCAGCAGUUGCAGCAGCUCGAGGCCGGACGGAAGCGACGCCGUUCGCCGUCACCGGAGCGGAGUCGGGACUACGACCGAGACGACCGAGGCGGCGGCCGGGACAGGGACCGGGACAGGGAGGAGCGGGGCUGGAGCAGGGACAGGGAUCGCGAGGACAGAGGCAGCAGGGACCGGGACAGAAGGGACAGGAAGAGCGGGUGGGACGCCUGA